This is a messenger RNA of Tupaia belangeri chinensis (Chinese tree shrew), 3453 nucleotides long. It is a transcript of the gene GUCD1, whose product is annotated as guanylyl cyclase domain containing 1. The record is from RefSeq and is a predicted model, not a curated record. Lineage: Eukaryota; Metazoa; Chordata; Mammalia; Scandentia; Tupaiidae. The coding region runs from base 374 to 1144 and encodes 256 amino acids. The transcript has 6 exons.
CAGGACUGGGACGCCCCGGUUGGGCCCUUCCUGCUCCACCUCCCAGCCCAGCAAGGACAGAGUUAGAGGCCGCCCAGAGAUGGCAGUGCACGGAGCUCGCAGGAGCACACCAUGAACACGGCUUACGGGACAGUCCCUGCCUCUGCCCCGUGGUUGUCACACCUCAGAGGUCCUAGGGACUUUGGAAUCAGGCAAACUUCUAGGGAACCUCGUGAAUUCAAAUACUUGGAUCUGCCAAGCACCUCACCUAUGCUGGGAGGAAGCAGCAGGACAGCCCUUGUCUCUGCCUUCUCAGAGCUCACCUCGCCCCAAGGAGGGCUCUAGGGAGAGGCCUGGGUGCGGGCCAGGUCUGAGAAGGGCUGCACACGGAGUAAUGACGUCCAGGACCAGGAGUGAGCUGAGGCACCUGGGACGCUCGAGAGAACAGGUGUGCAAAAGCCCCUGGCUGCAAGAGAUCAUGCCAGGGGACUUCGUGCAGCUGCCUGUGCCCAUCAUCCAGCAGCUGUACCACUGGGACUGUGGCCUGGCCUGCUCCAGGAUGGUGCUGCGGUACCUGGGCCAGCUGGACGACGGUGAGUUCGAGAACGCCCUGCAGGAGCUGCGGCUGACCAGAAGCAUCUGGACCAUCGACCUGGCCUACCUGAUGCGCCACUUCGGCGUCAGGCACCGCUUCUGUACCCAGACCCUCGGUGUCGACAAGGGCUACAAGAACCAGUCUUUCUACAGGAAGCACUUUGACACAGAAGAGACCCGCGUGAACGAGCUGUUUGCACAAGCCAAGGCCUGCAAGGUGCUGGUGGAGAAAUGCACGGUGAGCGUGCAGGACAUCCAGGCGCACCUGGCGCAGGGCCAUGUGGCCAUCGUGCUGGUGAACUCGGGGGUGCUGCACUGCGACCUGUGCUCCAGCCCCGUCAAGUACUGCUGCUUCGCCCCCCGCGGCCACCGCUGCUUCUGUCGCAGCCCCGACUACCAGGGCCACUUCAUCGUGCUGCGCGGCUACAACCGGGCAACCGGCUGCAUCUUCUACAACAACCCGGCCUACGCCGACCCAGGCAUGUGCGGCACCAGCAUCAGUAACUUCGAGGAGGCCAGAACCAGCUACGGCACAGACGAGGACAUCCUCUUCGUCUACCUGGACAGCUGACGGCAGGAGCCUGGUGUGCCCAGGCCCUCGGACACCGCGCCCCACCCUCGGCGGGGCCCACUCAGGGUGCGCUGGCCCACACCUGUGGCUUCCGGGAUUGGAAUGCGGAGACGGAGCCUCGGCCUGGCUGACAGAGCUCUGGGGACGCUGGGAGGUGGCACAGAGACUUUAGCUAUCGGGCCCGUGUGUCGGCGCGCCGCUCUCCCUGGGCACCUGCGGGUGGUUGGAGGCACCCCUGGAGUGGCAGAGCUGAGCACCCUCCAGGUCCCCAAGCCUACUCCAAGGACACCCUUGCGGCCUUCAAGGCACAGGGAGAAGUCUGAGCUGGUCUCCCCGCAGACCCUGGGACUGAGCCCCAGAGAGAGAAGUCACUUGACCUGAUGCUAUUGUUGGGGGCAGCGUCUGCGUGUUUGGAGACAGUCUGACUGCUCCAGGCUCCUUCAUCCCCUUAGACAUGCUGCAGCGCCCCCCCACCCGUCCCCCGAGGUGAACGCCACCGCCUCCUCCCACCCCGUGUCGGGCCCACGUUUCUGUGGCUGGUGAUGAGGCCUGUGGCCCCUGCUACCUGUCUGGACCCCUCACAGCCACAUUGCCUUGCAGAGUCCUGGCCCCUGAGACUCUGAGUCUCCCCACCGUCCUCCAGGUCCCCCGGCUUGUACAGUUGGGGUCCUCCGGGGCGUGGGCCAGCAGUACGGAGCGUGCUCCAGGAAUAAACCGCUGCCCAGUCCCCUAAGAGCCCCUGCACCCACGAGGCCUCCUGACACCUGCCACAAUCCCAACAACAGGGCAGGCCAUCCUCCGAGUGUGGGGAGCCCCAGAGACUGGGUGCCAGGGUCUGCACUUCCGAAGCAGUGGGCAAAGGACACCACCCGCCCUGGUUCCCACGCCAGGAUCUUUGCACAGAACACCGGGUCUCCUCGGUUCUCAGAGAAGGCUGGUGCUUGCCCAGGGUCACGCCACGCAGGGGCCAGAGCAGUUUCCUCCCUCUUUUUCUGUUUUUCUCUGCACAACUGCCCCCCACUCCCACUUAAUUUUUUUUUUUUUUUUUGAUUGAGAUUUAAGUUUUCAGUUCUGAGAGGUGAGAAUCACCUUCCGGAAAAUCCAUAAUAGUGAGAUUGCAGGUACUCUGGAACCGCUAACGCCUCUUCACAGCCCAGGUAAGCCAGCCCAAGCUCUUCAGAGAGAAGGCGCUCAGCCCGUGGUCUGGGUGCAUGGCACGUCCCCUGGCAGCCCGAGGAGUGUCUACCCAGGGACUGUGGUCUUGGGACUGGGUCUUGAAUCCAGGUCUAUACCUAAAAUCUUAAAGGAAUUAGGCCAUUUCCAAAAGACCUCGGACACCCACCCCCCAUGGGCUGCCUCUGGCAAAGGGGCAGGGGUACCCCAACAGCGUCAUUAUCCCUGCACCCCUGGGCCUUGACCUUCCUUUGCCUGAGGCAUGGCCUGGUGACAGCUGCUGCCUCCACCCCACUGUGGUGACUCUGAAGAGCAGAGGUGGUCUCUACUGGUGAAGGCUGUCGGGCUGCCCAGCCCCGCUGCCCCGCUGCCCCAGAAACAGCUGUGGGCUUGGAGGCGCUGUGAGCUGGGCUGCUACCCUAGGAUUCAGGCCAACGUUGGCUGUAGCUGGGUCUCGUCUGCAUUGCCUUAAUGCCGGAUGGCCAAGGUCCCAGGGAACUCCAAGCCCAGGGCUGCCAUGCUUCGCAGCUAUGGGUGGGGACUGUCCUCAGGAGACUUGGGGAAAGAUCUCUCUCCUGGGUCGGCAGAAUAGCUGUACGAGGAAAAGCGAUAGGACGUGGUGUAUUUGGGGUGGCAGGGUGCGAGUGGGGCCACGCGUGUGCCGGCGGGGGGGCCCUCGGGAGCAGCCUCUCCGGAGUGGUCUCGACACCUCAGUCCCUCCAGGACAUUCAGAAGCACGGUCCCUGGACCCGGAGGACAUCUCAGGGCAAGCCGCGAGUUUGAGGUCACCUGUCUGAGAUGAACAAGAAAGCUGCUCGUCUCUGAGACUUGCUGGCCGAGGGAGGGCCACAGAGGCAGGACACGAGUCAUGCUGUGUCACCUUCUUGCACAACUCAUGAAAAUGCAGCCAGCCUGGGCAUCAGGGACUUUUGCUCACAGUAUGUGACACCCACAGCCAUGCAGCCUGUCCACACCGCGGAGCCCAGGGCAGCCUCCAACGCCGCACGGAACUGUUGGCUUGGUUCACUCUGGCCACGGGGAUGAAAGGGAUCUUUUGCAUUGUAGAGAUUUUAUACGUAAAUAUAUUUUGUUCGUAAUGAGCCAUUCUCAAUAAACAUUCUCACUGCAAAACGGUG